AUGAAGACAAGUCAGCAGGAUUUGUAUUCGCAGGUUGUGGAUUUGAAGAAGCGAAAGCCCAAUCUGAAGGUUUGGAUAUCUAUUGGAGGAUGGGAUUUUAAUGACCCAGGUUCCACGGCUAGUACAUUUUCAGACCUCGCGGCCUCUUCCUUGAAACAAACUACCUUCUUCAAAUCCUUGCUUUCUUUCCUGGACAGUUAUGGGUUUGAUGGUGUUGACCUGGACUGGGAAUAUCCCGUGGCAUCUGAACGUGGAGGUCGAGAAGCAGACUUCGAUAAUUAUGUCACGUUCUUAAAAAACCUAAGAGAAGCACUCGAUGGGGCUAAGAAGGAUUAUGGUCUUUCUAUCACCCUCCCAAGCAGUUAUUGGUAUCUGCAACACUUUGAUAUUGUCAAUCUUAUUGAGAGUGUUGACUGGUUCAAUAUGAUGACUUACGACCUACACGGAACUUGGGAUGCCGACAAUGCCUGGAUCGGCUCAGUUGUUAACUCACAUACCAACCUCACCGAGAUAAAACUUGCCAUGGACCUGCUUUGGCGAAAUGAUAUCGAUCCCGAGAAGGUGGUGAUGGGAUUAGGCUUCUAUGGCAGGAGCUUCACUCUUUCAGACUCAUCAUGCACAACCACUGGGUGCCCAUUCUUGGGUGGUGGAAACGCAGGGCCGUGUACGAACAGUGCUGGAACCCUCUCCUUUAGUGAGAUCCGCUCUAUCCUAAAUGAUGAUAGCAAAAAGGCUACAAAGUACUACGAUUCAGUUGCGGCCGUUCAGAUUGUGACGUUUGGAGAAAACCAGUGGGUGAGUUAUGAUGAUUGGAAGUCGUUUGGGGCCAAGAUCGACUAUGCCAAUUCCCACUGCAUUGGCGGGACAAUGGUUUGGGCUGUCAGUCUAGAUGCCGAUGGAUCUGCAACGAACGGAUUGACUGGAGCAACCGAUCUCUUCCCAGAUGAUAACGGCUCCCAAGGAGGCGAAGGGGAUGUUUACAUUGGACCUGACCUAUGGACCAACGAUACUGCUGAGGUUGCUUGUAAUGCACCUUGUACAUUGGUGCUCCCUCCUCAUCCCCUCGAAACGCCCGUCACUAUCACUUGGCCGAAAUAUGAGACUUCCGUUCUGUCCACUUCAGAUGGGACUGUAUACACUAAGACAACAGCGUUCAAUGUUCCUGAGUUCACUAUCACCGAAAUUCCUUUCUGGCCGGAGACUAUAGCCAGCACAGCAGGGUUCACUGCUUAUUUCAGCCCUAUGCAGAGCAUUGCACCGCCUUCAUUGGUUAUCGAUCUUCCAGCGACAGAAGCAGCAUUUCCAUUAGAUACUGUUGAUUACUCCGCAAGAGUGACUCCCACUGGAUCAACGCCCGUGAUCACACCCAGUGCUUCAGCGGUGUCAACGCCUGCUGCUGUGCAAUCAGGUAUUGCAGGCAACUGUGUAGACUUCUAUAAAGCUGCAGAUGGUGAUGGAUGCUACGACAUUGCUUCAGAGCAUGAUAUAACAAGUGAUCAAUUCCUUAAUUGGAAUCCAGCCGUCGGCUCAGAUUGCUCAGGACUUUGGAAAGAUGAAUAUUAUUGUGUCGGUGUCGCUUCCACAGGAACUACAAGUACUACAAGUACAAGUCCUGCGACAACAUCGGACAAUACUGUGAUUACUUACUCCAGCUCGCAUCCUAUUACUAUACUUCCUCAGCCCACCGUGACAUCAAUCAAUCCCAAGAAGACGCCAAUUCCGCACAUCAAAUAUACCAAGGGCAACCCACCGUCCAACGGUGGCUGCAGUGCAGGCAAGGCGUUAUCCGGGUGCGGAACGCACAACUGCAACAUCUUUGGAUGUUCAGGACAUUGCGGAAUCUUUGGAUGUGAUGGCGGCUGCGGUAUUGGCUUCUGUGGUGGAGGCUGUGGAUUGCUUGGCUGCGGUCCAGGCUGUGGAGAUGGGCACUGUAUAGUGGCAGGUGGUGGAGGUGGAAGUGGCGAGUCGGAAAAUAACCAACAAUCAACAUCUACCACUUCGUCUUGCACUGAGACUGCAAGCAUGACUACCACCACUGCUUGUGAUACGGCCUGUGCCGACGCAACGGACACGGCAUGUGCUACCAUUUGCGACACAGUCACAGUUGGCGGAUGUACACCAACUGCCACAGCGGGCGUACAGGUUGAUGAAAUUAUUGGCGGGUCCUGGGACUGGAUUAAUGAUAGUCAGGAUGAACAGAACGCUCAAGCUAUGUCUUUCGCUUCUGUCAUUAACCCGUACCUCAGCUCCGCAGAUCCAAUUCUCAUCAGCGGUACGACAUUUACCGGGUCCAUGUCAUUAACGGCUGCACCAUCGAAGACUACUACAGUUACGGGGAUAUCAGCCACUUCUUGUGGCUUGCAAAGCAUGACUGGAUCAGACAGUAAAGCUUCAUCCACAAUAUGCACCUGUAACGGAGGAUUUGGAGCCUCGUUGUCGACAAAGACUAACGCCGCAAAGUCGACCUUCCUGAUUUGCGCUGUCGAUCCUCCUUUGACUGUGACUACGAUCAAGCCCACAACAACAACGAAGACAGCAACAGUGAGCCAUACGCAACCAGCCGAUGGUGAUUCAACCCCACUCGGAUUCAUCAUCAUGAAUCUGCUCCAUGAAUCCGAUUAUGGCAACUGGAAUUAUAUGACUGUAAGUCAGGGCGACUUGAGCGAGGUAUUCCCGAUCUCUGGCAGUAUGAUGAAGUCCGAGGUUGAGACAGGGUCACAAGCAAAGUUUUGUGGCCAGACUACCACAUUUAGCACUACGAAGGGUGGAGGUAUCCUUCAGGGUGAGAGUGACACCGGGGCAAUGUUCUCAUGCACGGAGGAUUACGAUCAUGACCCGAUCACUAUUUUUUCGAAUAAUUCUCCAGAGAAAAUCAUUGUAACUUAUAUGUGGAAAUGCUGGACUAGUAUCUGUGUAUGGGAGAACACACCAGUUUCGUGA
Penicillium samsonianum is the source of this 2940-nucleotide messenger RNA. RefSeq lists its product as uncharacterized. The transcript is spliced from 12 exons. Gene Ontology annotation, molecular function: chitin binding; hydrolase activity, hydrolyzing O-glycosyl compounds. The coding region runs from base 1 to 2940 and encodes 979 amino acids. The record is from RefSeq and is a predicted model, not a curated record. NCBI's taxonomy places the organism in Eukaryota, Fungi, Ascomycota, Eurotiomycetes, Eurotiales, Aspergillaceae. Gene Ontology annotation, biological process: carbohydrate metabolic process.